AUGUCCACCAUGUCCUCCGCAAGCGGGGAGAAGACGUACGAGAUCCCGACCGUCUCCUUCCGCGUGAUCACAGAUGACAAGUCUCUCCUCGCGCCGGCCGGCGUGCACUCGGAGCAGGCGCGGUCGUACGGCUACAACGACUUCUCCGACUUUGAGCGACCAGAGCACUACAUCCGAUACAUCGAGCCGAUAGAGUCUGAGCUCGCCGCCCAGGUCGAGUACGACAUGGACGAGCAGGAUCAGGAGUGGCUCGACACGGUCAACGCCGAGAGGAAGAAGGACCAGUCCGGACCCGUGUCGUAUGAGGUCUUUGAGAUUAUCAUGGACAAGCUCGAGAAGGAGUGGUUCACACUGCCCGAGACGAAUAUGCCGGACGGCGACUCGAAAUGCGCGAUUUGCGACGACGGGGAAGGCGAGAACUCGAACGCGAUUGUCUUCUGCGACGGCUGCAACCUGGCAGUGCACCAGGACUGCUACGGUGUGCCGUACAUCCCCGAGGGCCAGUGGCUGUGCCGAAAGUGCACCGUCUCUCCCGAGAACCCCGUCUCAUGUUUAUUCUGUCCGAACGAGGGCGGCGCAUUCAAGCAGACGACAACGGGUCACUGGGCACAUCUCCUGUGCGCUAUCUGGAUUCCAGAACUCGGUGUCGGGAAUGCGAUCUACAUGGAGCCCGUCGAGGGCGUCGACAUGGUCCCGAAGAGCAGGUGGAAGCUCCACUGUUCGCUGUGUAAGGAGCGAGUCGGCGCGUGCAUCCAGUGCGAGAACAAGAGCUGCUUCACUGCCUUUCACGUCACUUGUGCGCGGCAAGCGGGGCUGUUAAUGAGCAUGAAGCUCAUGGGUGCCGACGGGCAGCUCAAGGCGUAUUGCGAGAAGCACCUUCCGUCGUAUCACGAGACCUCCGAGUCUGACGUGUUCGAGGACGAGGAAGAAGAGGAGGAAGUUGUAACGCCUCCACCGCGGAAACGGGGCCGGCCGCGUAAGAACUCGAUCCGGAACACGAGCGGUGGCCAGCCUAAGAGGCCGCGCGGUCGGCCACCGAAACACCGCAAGGAGGAGGAGGAACAGGCGGUGGUCGUCGCAGACAAGAAGCGCAAAGUGACUACCAAGUCUGCGCGAGCGCACGCUAAAUCCUAUCGCCCCGGUCCACCAAUCGUGCCGCGCAUGAUCGUGAACAAGCUGCUCGACUAUAUAGGCAAGAUUUCGAUUCGUAAGAAGCAACCGUUCGUGGAGCGGUUGUGCAGAUACUGGAGCCUGAAGCGGGAGGCGCGCCGCGGUGCACCGUUGCUGAAGCGCCUACACCUCGAGCCAUGGACGGCGACGACAGAGAGCAAGGAGCAGACGGACGCGGAGAAAGCGAAGAAUCUCGAGUUCCUCGGCAUGCUUCGCAACGACCUCGAGAAGGUGCGCAUGCUGGCCGAGCUUGUGCGCAAGCGCGAGAAGGAGAAACUCCGCCAAGCGCAGGUCAUCAAAGAGGUUGUCGACUCGUUUAUUUUCCCGCACUACGAGACGCUGCGGAGCACAAUGGACCGUGGCGAGUUCUUCCUCCAACCCGUGACGCUGGAGGAGGCGCCAGAUUACUACGACGUGAUCAAGGAGCCGAUGAGCUGGACGCAAAUUGAUGCAAAGCUCAAGAGCGUCAAGUAUUUGAACGUGGCGGAUUUCAAGUACAACAAGUCCGAGACGUCGUUCCACCGUACGGCCUCGCGAAUCAAGAAGAACGCGGCGCCGCUCCUUGACGCGCUGAACUCCAUCCCCGCCGCGGGGCAGCUCAUGCCGCCAGCGCCUGAGGAGGGUGAAUGGGGACCAACGCCGGAGGAGGUGGGCGACCUCGAGACGUCGCUCGCACGGCUGCAGACCAUGCUCGCCCCCGAUCUCUCCGAGACAGGCCGAGAGGAGGGGCGCGACAUGCUGCGCUCGAUCUUCGCUUUCGAGGUCGAGAAGGAGCCGCCUCCGCCCCCUUCUCCCAAGAAGCGGAAGACAAUGUCUGCCGCCGAGCGCAACAAAAAGUUCGAGCAGGCCGAGGAGAGAUACAAGGAACGACUGAGUAUGGGCGGUGGCUCUACUCGAGUGUCCCGUGCCGCCGCCGCUGCGACAAUUCCCGAGUCUCCGCCACCUACAACGGGACGACGCAAAGCCUCAGAAGAGACGUCCGAGACGUCUCGCCGAUCACAGCCCGGUGUCGUAGGCGUCACCUCAGUACCGGCCAUGUCGGAGCGGGAGAGGCGUCAGGCCGAGAAGAAUCUGGAUCUGAUUGCAGAGAGCUUAGACUCAAAGGACGAGUACGAGCGCUUCAACGUCGGCUGGAUCUUACCCGAGGGUUCAAAGCGCCGCCGGCCGGCCCCAGUCACGGUCCCGCCGCCACCAAAGAGGUCCACCUCCCGUGCUGCAUCGAGUGUCUCUGGCGCCAGCGAGAGGAAUAAACGCCAGCGCACGAGUACACCCAACGAUGCACCUGCGUCUAAGAAGCGCAAGGGUGCAGAACCUGCGCCUGAGAAGGAGGAGGAGAAGGCUGAGGAAGAGGACGUGGACGCCGAGGGCGAGGACGAGGAGCUCACGCCCGUCCCCGAUUCCGCCGUCACGCCCUACUUCCCCAGAUCGAGCUUAUCCCCGCCUCCUGCUGAUGCCGAUGGCGAAGCGGACGACGCUGCGUCCGACAAGACGGCUGUCGAGCAGCCCUCGAAGUCCAAGCCUGAGAAGGAUGCCACGCCUGUCCCGGAGAAGGCGACAAAGGAUGAGUCGAUGGACGUCGACGCCGACGCCGACGGGGACACUAAGAACGACCCGAUCACGCCCAAGACGCCCGCGGGGCAAGAAGGGAGUACGGCAGAGUCCACCCCGGCUAAGGACCGGAGGAAGAGUCUCGUGGCACCGAAGCCUGCUUUGCCUGCAGACGGUUCCGACCCGUAUCCACCGGGUACACAGGAGAAGCUGACAUCAGUCUGGGCCAAAGUGACAUCCUACCCCUACUUCCCCGGUGUCGUGAUCGACCCCCGCGCCGACCCCUCCAUCGUUCCCCCCUCCGUGUUGGCCUUAGAAGCCGAAGAGACCAAAUCGGGCCGUGCGUGGCUGGUCCGGUUCCACGACAAACAAGGGUCCUGGGGAUGGAUGCAUCCCGAGCGCAUCGAAGCUCUGGGGCAAGAUGACGAGAUCGACAAGAUGUACCUCGCGGGCAAGGAGAGGAGCCGGAACAAGGGCUUCAAGUCGAGCCACUUGAAGGCGAGCUGUAAGGCAGCAUAUCAGAAGGCCAUGGAGGCGCAGGACCCGACGCGGACAGAGAGCUCGGGGGAUAAGGAGAAGGAGGCGGAGGCGAAGAGCGAGAAGCAGGUCUCAGUGUAA
Molecule: messenger RNA, 3336 nt
Organism: Trichosporon asahii var. asahii CBS 2479
Lineage: Eukaryota; Fungi; Basidiomycota; Tremellomycetes; Trichosporonales; Trichosporonaceae
Product: bromodomain and PHD finger-containing protein 3
Exons: 6
Coding region: 1-3336 (1111 amino acids)
Biological process (GO): regulation of transcription by RNA polymerase II
Cellular component (GO): MOZ/MORF histone acetyltransferase complex
Molecular function (GO): DNA binding; protein binding
Source: RefSeq, a predicted model, not a curated record